Messenger RNA from Ornithodoros turicata, 6494 nucleotides. RefSeq names its product RING finger protein 44-like. The transcript is spliced from 12 exons. The record is from RefSeq and is a predicted model, not a curated record. Lineage: Eukaryota; Metazoa; Arthropoda; Arachnida; Ixodida; Argasidae. Bases 7 to 2352 code for a protein of 781 amino acids. Gene Ontology annotation, molecular function: ubiquitin protein ligase activity. Gene Ontology annotation, biological process: protein ubiquitination.
ACUGAUAUGGAAAUCAACUUCAACGAAGGCAUUGUUUCCAGAUAUAGAAAUAACGUCGCAUCCGGUGUUCACCGUGCACCAGCGCGAGAAGGCGUCGCCAGUGUCGCAACCAACCACCCCUCGCUGCAAAAGUGGGACGACCUGCUCGGCGGCGCGGAGCGGGCACGCAGGCAUUCGGAGAUCGGAGAGUUGGCCUUCUACGAACGUCGGCCAUCGUACGCUCCGGUAGGAACUUUUGCGUGCUUUUGUUCCUGGAGAAGCUCGGUAAUGCCCGUUGCGAGCCCCCCGCACAAGGAGGCAGCCACCGUGUCGCGCUACCUGUUGCCCAAGCCUCCGCGGCACAGCCCGGCUUUAUUGUCGUCUUCGGGGGCUGGUUCACACCACGGCUUUUCGCCCGACCCUCAGGCUUGCCUUCAGGAGAUCCGUCAGCUUGCCUCGCCGGGCGGCCCACUGCCCCCGAACGAGCAUUCGUCGACGUCGCCCUUCGGUCGGCGCACGCCAUCCUUGGGGCCAUCGGAUCACUUGGAGCAGGGCCCUCCACCAGGUUACCACUCGCCCCUGUUGCACCAUAGAGCUUCUCCAGGUGGCUACGAUCUCCGUGAUAUAGCUCACAGGCGACCACCCGUAUCCGAUCAUCCCGGAGGCCCGCUUUCGCCGCUCUACUUCCCCAAUCUCAGACCGCCAGAGGACUCCAGGCAGAAAGCGAGCGAGAGCCCGAGCCGCAAGCGACUGAAGCUCUCCCUGGGAGCGGCGGCCGAAAUCCCGGGAACCCCUUCGCCUGUCCCGCUCGCUCCCCCGGCUGCCUGGGGUGAGGCGUCUCCGGUCCUGCGCAGGCGCAGCUCGUCGCACCAGCAGAGGCGCAUGGAUCCUCCGCCGCACCAUUCCGCUAGGUGCAGCAGCAACACUCCCAGGUGCCGUCGGAGUCCCAGCAUGCGGCGGCCCCGGUACCGCGAGCCUCCGCCUUCGCAGGGAGGCUGGCGUCCUAGUCCACCUCCAGAAUCCAGGGGAGGCUUUCCUGCAGCACGGGGAGGUCCCAGUCCGCCAGUGCGAAUACCGUGGGAGCCCCCCGUAGGGCUCCUAACAGCGGCCAACCCCGCUGCGGCGCCCCCUCCGCCGUUCCAACAGGCCGCUGCAGCCGCUGCUUCAGGCUUUGUCUUUGACAUUGCACAGCCACUUUUAUCCACGCCAUCUGGAUGGAGAGAGGCAUGUCGGGAAGACCCAGAACUGGUUGCUGGCAGAACUGAUUGGACAGGAGAGCAUCAUUACCAUCUCUUGGUACACAGACAGCUGCCGGUUCCAGUGACAUUGGCAUCGGCAGUCCCCGCGCAGACGUUUGCUGUGUGUAGCACAAGUGGCAGUGGUGCUAGUGGUAACAUGUCAGCGGCAGCACAAAGUGGCACAAACCACCCAAGUGCACCACACUACCACCUACCAAUCUUCCCACCCUCAUUCUUUGCGGCACCGGCCACGCUUCUAGCUGCGUCGAGUCAUCACCACCAUCAUCACGUGGCCCCGUGUGGUUGCUGCUUCCACCAUCAGUUGGCAGCACCGGCAACUGCAUUUUUACACCCUGGCCACCAGGUGGUGACACCUCUGCCACACCAGCGUCCUCAGCAUGCAGCAGCAGCACUUAUGACGCAGGGUCAGGACGCAGACCUUGACCUUCUGGCAGAGCAUGCACACCAUCCGCAGCGGGCAGCUUCGUAUGCAGGACUGUCGUCCUCUCUGGGUCACCAUCACCACCACCACCACCAUCACCCUGGCAGUGUAGGGGGCCCACAUUCCCCUUCCCCUCCAGUGUCUCACCUCCUCCAAGACCCCGUAGGGGCCAUGGGGGCACAGUCGGACUUCAUUUGCAUGGGUCCCCACGUACAUGCCAGGCGCCUCCUUCACGGGCGACGCAAUGUGAACCGCCGCUGGCGAAGUCCCCUAGUGGCGCCCUCCCCGCGACCUGCGCCCCACCCGGGUUUCCUUUUGCACCUCUUUGCCAUGCUGUCAAACAACACGAUGCCAGCAUAUGCCCCCGAGAUUGCCAGCACAGAGUCUCCGGCUGCGGAAAACUACGAGGCCCUUCUAAGUCUGGCUGAACGUCUCGGUGAAGCUAAGCCGCGAGGACUUCCCAAAGCAGAAAUUGAGCAGCUGCUCUCGUACCGUUUCAACCCGGAGACGCACGAGUCUGAGCAGACGUCAUGUGUGGUGUGCAUGUGUGAUUUUGAAGCACGGCAGGUCCUCCGUGUACUUCCAUGUGCGCACGAGUUUCACGCACGCUGUGUUGACAAGUGGUUGAAGAACAACCGGACGUGUCCCAUCUGCCGAGGCGACGCCUCUGAAGGAAGCCAGAGCUCGGAAUGAGUGAAUACACACAGUGAGAGCAACCGUCUUCAUGCACAACUACGGCAGUGAGCCCACACGGGUGCCAUGACCGAUCUGACUUUUCCUCCAGUUUCGUUCUGUGUGAUGCCUUUCCUCCUGUAUGUACAAAUAUGCUUUGGUAUCACCGAUUGAAGAAAAAUGCUGGCUGGGCAUAUCCGCUGGUUUGUGUGUGCCUGCAGGUCUUGCUUUCCUUUGAGUGACAACUGCAGCUGUGUGUGGGUUGGUUGUGGAGCUCAGAAGCUGGACUCGGAAAUUUCGGCGGCUUUUGCGGAACCAAAAGAAAGAAAUAGGGAGCGGUUGUUUGUUUUCUCUCGACUGUCCCAGUUAGGUGAUGCCGUAUUAGUGCAAUAGGUUUUUUCCUGCACUUCUUCUUCCCGGCGGACGCUAGUCCGUAGCUUUGCUCAGGUUCGGUUUGACUACACACGUUUCUGACUCCACAAUCAAGAGUGUACUAGCUAGCAGCACUUUGUUAGUUCUAAUACAUGUAGGUCUUUGUGCAGUUACUGUUCACCAUAUACCGUUUGCUGGGUUUGCGUUUACUGCAGGUACUGUGAAGCACUGCUUGGACUGUUGGCACAAAACUGUUCUUGCAAUUUUCGCACUCGUGUCGUCAGGUCUUAGGACUCGCCGGAAAACAAAACGAAACAAAACAAAACAAAAAAAAACCUUUCAGUACCACUUCUCAGGCCGGUAGAUGGCAGUUUGUUCUUGUUAAUUGCAAAAGUGGGAAGCCAGUGUCUCAGUCAAUGUGUUACCUAGCUUUUCUUUGCAUUACUCACUGUGCUUAGUAGGGACUCUGAAAGUUCUGGUCGGGGCACGAGUUUGUCUGGACGUGUUUAAAGGCCGUUCUACUAUGAAGAAAUUAUCACUUUUCGCGUCUCGUGAGUCGGCGUGACGUGCUGCCACGGGACGAGCAGUGACAGGACCCAGUGCAUUUAAUCACAAAAUCUGGCGUAGCCUAUUUUGUACGCCCUGCUUAGAGGGUUUUGACGGAAUAUUGCACGUAUUCGUAUGUAUCCUCGGUUAGCUUUCCGGUGCCAACUCUCCGCACCAGACGCUAGCCUCGAGGAGUUCUUCCUCCUUCGUUCGAUGUGAGACGACAAACCCACUUGCGACAUUGUAUAUUUAAAAUGGAUCAUACCACGUUGUUAUGUAAGAUUUUUUGCUCAUGCAUUCACAUUACCACAUUAUUUCGUUACGUUUGUUUGCCCACCUUUUUUGUUGUAUUGUUGCGUGGAACUCCCGACUCGACGUGUAGUUUCACAUUUAUGUUUUUGCUGCUGCAUGUUUUGAACAGUCACCUGGCGUGUGUGUGUGUGUGUGUAUGCCUGUGUAUGAAAAACGUGCGAUUGUCAGCUCUUUCUGGGCCUUUGAAAGGGUACCAGCACUGAUUGCUCACUACCACUACUCAAUGAGAUGAGUUCCACUUUGGCAUAGCGUAGGUUACUAUUUUGUCUAUUGUUUUUUAUCUCCGACAUUGACUUGCGUUAUGGCGGGACUACACUGGUUCUAGAUGGAGUACCUUCUUGUUUCACCCGGAGUUUCUUUCUAUAACGUAACAUGAGGCUGAAUAAAGCCCAGACUUUUUUUUUUUUUUUCUGAUGCGGAAUAGGAAAAAAGAAACACUUGUUGCUGCCUACAUGUUUCCAUUCCAAAAUGCCUGGACAAAGUACCUACCUUCUCAAUAUGCACUUGCUUCUGUCCCAAAGUGGGCAAAAUUCCUACUUGUUUCCCUCUCUCUCCAUUUCCGUCCCAAAAUAUGCAAGGCAUUUGCUUGUUUCGCCCUGUAUGUUUUUUACAAAAUAGACAAAUAUUGCUUUUUAUUUUUGUGUAAAAAAAAAAAAGUGCAGGGAACCCAAUAAAUUAUUCUCUGUCGUGGUUCCUGUUCAUAAAACUGGCUAGAAGCUUUCAUACAGAUAAGCUAGCAUUUUGCUGGGAGCACGAGGCCGCCAGAUUCUCUCCGAUUAGAGCAUUUUGCCCACAUUCUGCAAUUUAAUGACGAAGGGGAAAAUGUUCUCUUGCCAAGAAAAUCGUGACCGAGUGAACACUUGUGCUUUGAGUGUAGCGUCCUUGUUUAUGUUGACCAAAAGCUUGUUUCUUUUUUCUCAGGGCCUUCACAAAGAAAGCUGUAUAAAUGAUGUAUGUGGUCUCUGCAAGUGUACUAUAAGGCUACUACCCCAAUGAACUCGUGCUUGCUCGCACGAAACGGAAUAUACCUGGCUGCUUUUCUAUUAUUCCCAACGUGGUUUCCCCCUCUAGGGUACCUAACCAUUCCAUCUUGUUUAGCAAUGUAUUGCUGCUUUUUUUUUUUUUUUUUGGCCGGUCAUAGCAAGAGUGGGUUAGCGCGACAGUAUUCCUCUAGCAGCCCAUUACGCAGGUGUUUUUGCGGUGCCAAGUAAACACUACUUCCCUCCAAGAAAAAGCCGGCUUCUCCGACAGUGCAAUAAUUCCUCUCAGCGGGGACCCACACGGAAACAGCACGCUAAGACGCGCCCCAUCCACGCCCCCCACCCCACCCCCCUUGAUCUCAGUGUGUGCUCCUCAGAGGAGGAGCUUUGUACAUAUAAUGCUUCCCCACGUUGGCAAAGAUUUUUUGGAUACAAUUGCAAUACCUGUAACAGUGUGGCCCGUUCCUCAGGAGUCCAUAGUGUCACGUGCCCGCUGACAUCGAAAGCUAUUUUUUAGUGAUUCUCGAUAAUGCCUUCCAUUUAAAGAAACAACAACAACAACAACAAAAAAAAGAACCUCUCUCUGGCACAAGGCGGCGAGGAUUUAACCUUCGCCCCCCCUUGUUCCGUCGCUUUGUGAUUGCUUGUGUGUGCACAGAGUCGCUCGUAAUUGUUCCGACACCUUCACCGAGAAAUAACCAGACCCUGAAGUUUUCGGGUUUUAUUUUUUUCCAAAUUUGGGGGGUGAAAAAAAUCAGGUCAAUAGCUGAAUGUAAAAAAUUCGUGCAAAUUCGGGUGUAAAAAUUACCAUCCGACUCAAUUCGGGCAGAAAUCGGGCUUUAUUGCAGCUUAAACGUUCGUUCUAGCGCUCAUCCAGAGUGUCAGAAGUAUCAGAAGUAGAGGUCAACCGUGUAUUUUUUUGAAAAAAUUAGUACGUCUUUACCUUCAGGUGCAUAGCUUAGGUGCAGUUUUGCGGGUAGAAAUCGGGUUUAACCCGAAACAGGUGGACCUUGAUUCGGGGGUGCAAAUUCGGAGAAAAAUCAGGUUUAACCCUAAAACUUCAGGGUCUAAGAAUAACGCAUCCAUGUACGUCACAGAAAAGCAUCUGCACUCUGUCGUUACGAUUGUCUUCCUAUUUGCAGGUUCAAGUAGGGGAUUUGUUCUUGUUUCAUUGUAUCUUCUUUUUUUUCUUUGUGCCAUUCUGCAGUGUAACUGUUUGUAGGGGCAUUAUUUAAUGGGAGGCAGCGUACGUACCGUUUGCAAGCAGACGUCGCCUGCCGCGCAAAGCACUUGUACAAAAUGUGAAGUACUUUGCACAUUCGAGCGCGCAAUCCGUGCCUGUUUCCUAAGCAUCGGGAAGGCGUACCUUUAGAUUUUUUUUUUAAAGGAAUCUCUUUCUCUCUCUCCGCUAGUUGCACGUGUUUCUUCAAAGUAUCGCGUGGCCGAAAGUGUGGUGCAGCAUUGGGGAGGGGCGCACGGAGCAAAAUGAGAUUAGGCACGCGGACACGGACAACGGGCGGCUGGGAGUUCGAAAACGGAUUGGCUCUUCUUUUACGUCUCUCGUCUGUCGCACUUUAACUGUACGGUGUGUGCUUUUAGACAUUCCAGUUUUUUCUGACGAUAGGCCCACUUUCUAUGCAAAGUUUCCGUGUCUAAGCAUAACCUGCGAAUCGUCUGAUCCGGAUCACCCUAGGACGUUGCCCGACGUUUUUUUUUUUUUUUUUUUCAAAAAACACCUAGGCACCUCACUUUCAAGCUGUGUAUCGAGAUUGUCCAAAAAAAAGUUAACCUUCCCAGAUGGUCAGAUUUGAAUUCUAGUGCAAGUCCCGAAGUGCCAAUAAAUUCAGUACCACAUUUGUGUGCAUUUACAUGUGCAGGCUAUAUGAAAAUUCAGUUCAUGUUUGAAUGUGUUCAUUUCAUGUGUGUUUGUAUAAUAAAAAUUUUUAAUCAGUA